AUGGGGCAACUCUCAGAUUCACAUCCCGAAGACGGGGGUACAAGGGUAUCCUCAGCUCCAGCAAGGCCCAACAUGAGCGCUCAUACCGGAUCCACUGGAGAGAUACGCCGGCAGUGGUUGCUGUCUCGCGGCGAUGAGAUCAAGGCGGAAGACCCUGAGGAUUCUAUCCAAAGUGUCCGGAACCGAGUUUCUUUCGGCACCCAGAACACAGCCAAGGACACAACUGUCAAGCAGGAGGAUGUCGCUAGCCUGGACGUCAAUCAGAUUAUGCCAGUUCACCAACAGAAAUCCCGGAAGAACGACGUUGUGAACUCAACCGUUGGUGUUGGUGAUGACGAUGACGAUGAUUGUAUGAUCAUCGAUGAAGCCGAUGUCCCGGAACACGUCAGAAUGAAGGCCAACUCUAAGCCCUUCAGCACACAAGUCCGAGUUGCACCUGAUGUUAUCGGUCUUGGCGGAAAGAAGGUUACUGUCAAAGUCGAAGAAUAUGACAAUGGAAUUGACGACCAUGACAACGACAAUGGUGCAGUCAGUGGCGACAAUUUGUUUGUCUCCCAACAUUCCGACAGAGGCGAAGAGACAGAUGAGUUUAUGAUGGACGAAUACGCAGAACUCUCCGAUGGAUCUAUCGCAAGCGAACGGCGGCACCGCCACGGCCGCAGACCCAUUGCGGGUGGUAAAGAUGGCUUGAAACGCUCACCGAAGAAACGCCCAAAACCUGGCAGAGAGGUCCAGCAUAUCGAUGAUGAAUACGAGGGGGAUGAUGAUGACGACAUUGAGGAGAUGGAGCAUGAGCUGCAGAUACUGGUGGCAGAGCAGAAUUUGCUGGAGCGCCGCAGCGCCAAGGGCAAAUUAACACCAACGGGUGAGAUGAGGCUUGAAGAAGUUGACCGAAAGAUUGAGAGUAUUCGACGGAGACUUGGGGCAUCUGUCGAACCGCCGAGUGUGGAUGGAGACAGGGACAGAGAUACGCCCCAUAAUAGCAGGGUUCCAACAUCGGAUACUACCAAGAAACGAAAAGGGGCGUAUGCGGAGCCUGGGAAGGCCAGAGCCAAAAAACCCAAGCCUGAGCCAAAGAUGACGGCACACAAGAAGAAAAAGCAGAAGGAGAAGGCCAUGCAGAUGAUCACUAGUAUGUUGGGCGGAGAGGACCCAGUGAUAGCCAGAAAUCAUAUGAGGAUCCUCGCAACAUUCGACCAACUCCCUGAGGAAGCAAAGACUGUUGAAGGGAUGGAGAGGCAUAUCAGAGAUGCCAUUGAAGCCGACGGCAUGCUUACCCCUCAAGAGAAGAAGAGAAUUGCAGGUGAUCUAAAACAGCUAAAGGAAGCGCGUGUUGCAUUUGGCAAGAAGAAUUACAAGCAAGAUGGUGGUACAUGGAAGAUCGCUGGUCUUGAGUCUCGGCUUCAUCACUACCAAUUUGCUGGCGCUGGAUGGAUGGUGAACAGAGAACGUUCUGGAGAUGUUCCCGGCGGUUUUCAGUGCGAUGAUACUGGCUUGGGAAAGACAGUAAUGACAUUGGCAUGCAUUGCUCCGUGGGACAGAGAUGAAGAUCCUAGUCAUGGUGGUACCCUAAUCGUCGUCCCGGCCUCUGCAGUUUCGCAAUGGAUGGAGGAGAUCGCAAAACAUACAUCUCGCAUGACAUCCGAUCAGUACCAUUCUACUCGCCAGCAUCGCAUGCGACAGGGCAGCAUGAACAGGAUGGACAUAGUUGUCAGCAGCUAUCAAGAGGUGGUCAAAGGAUUUCCGAAUGAACGCCUGCCAGAAGUAUCUGAGCGCAUGAGAGAACAGGAAGGAGAGCUCUUCAAAGUCAAGUGGUUCCGAGUAAUUCUGGACGAGUGCCACGCUAUCAAGAACCAGAACACCCAGACAGCUAAGGCAUGUCUUGCGCUCCAAGGUGAAUACAAGUGGUUACUCAGCGCAACACCUCUUCAAAACGUUCCGGACACCGGUUCUUUCAGGCAAUUUAGAAAGAAAUUCGAGCUGAAAAAGCCCCAACAAGCUCGAGGUCUUCCUGCUGAUCUCUCCGCUCUUCUUUCUGAAAUCGUUUUGAAGAGGGAUAUCACAACUGUUUUCCUGGGCAGAGCUUUGUUCAAAAUUCCUAUUACGCACCCUGAUCUGGAACUAUGGGUUAACUUCUCCAGAGAGGAGACGCUCAUUUACAGGAUGGUAGAGGGCAAGUUCAGGAAGGAGCUCAACGACAAAUUCAUGCAACGCGCAGGCAUAAACACAACAGCCGACAAGUUUAUUAAAUCAUACCUCACCCUAGCUCUUCGAUUGCGGCAAGCUACCGCCCACCCAUACCUACUCGAGUCCCUCAUGCGUGACCACUUCACGCCGGAUGACAUACAGAAGCUGAAGGAAGAGCUUUGCAAGCUCAAGACCAAUCAGAGAUAUGUUCAACAAAUAGGCCGCUGGUGUGAUGGGUUAGUUCAGCAGGGUGUUCUCAGACGUCAACCUUAUGCGGGGGACGACCACGACAAGUUCGGAGAAGGCGACUAUGGUGAAGAGUUCGACAUAGCCCCGCAACUUGAAAGCAUGCAGAAGGCAAAAAUGGACAUGCAAAGCAGAGCGGAAAUUUGCAGCUGCGAUCAUUUCUACUGCCCUGAAUGCAUCCAUGACCACGUUGAGAGGGCAAAGUCACGGAAGGCGAAGCGUUAUAUCUGCCCAGUUUCCACAUGUCGUCGCGCGUUGUUGGACCCAUUAAUCAUUAGAUACAGCACUCAGAGCCAGCGAGACGACAGGGCAUCAGUAUCAGAUAUGGCUUCGACGGCGAGAAAAUCUUAUAACGCAAUCAGGAAGAGCAAGGAAGGCAAACAUGACCUCGGCGACGACUUUCAUGGGUUCCAGCCUAUGGGUGAUCCUAGGAACGCAACCUUUCUCGCGGAGGCUGACAGAAAGCAUACGGUAAAUAUGACACCCAGCGCUAAAACAACCAGAUUGAAAGACAUCAUUCUUGAAUGGCAGAAAGAUGCGCCUGAUGACAAGAUUAUCGUCUUUACUCACUGGAUUCUGCUGGGUAGAAUUUUGGGCCGUGUGCUGCAACAGGAGAAGAUUGAUUUCCUUUACCUCUUUGGCGGAAUGGGUCCAACCGUCCGUGAGGAUCAGAUCAAAGCCUUUCAGACGAAUCCAAGGAUCAAAGUUCUGGUGUCGUCUUUGCGAGUCGGAGGACAAUCUCUCAAUUUGGCAGCCGCAAAUCGCGUAGUUAUACUGGAUGCCUGGUGGAACAAUGGGAUGGAAAAACAAGCAUUUGGUCGUGUGUUCAGGUUUGGGCAGAAGAAAGAAAGCUGGUUCACGCGGAUCCUAGCAAAGAAUACCAUCGACAAGCGGAUUAUCGACUUACAAGAGGACAAGCUGAAAGCCAUCAGCAAGGCUAUCCAGACGAAUGAUAACACCAAGCAUAAGCUCACGGACGAGGAGGUAGGAUCUCUUUUCGGACGGACGAGAAGACGAACCGACGGUACUCUCGUAAUCGAGAGUGAUUAUGAGGAUGACGAGAGUGACAAGGGUGAUGAAGGCCAAGAUGCAACGAACGGUGGCGAGGGCAGCUCUCGAGUUCAUCAUACCUGCGAGGGCGAGUCUGGCAAUGACUUCGACUCCGACUCUAGCAGUGACAGCGAUGAUAGUGAUUGGUGA
Molecule: messenger RNA, 3633 nt
Organism: Neurospora tetrasperma FGSC 2508
Lineage: Eukaryota; Fungi; Ascomycota; Sordariomycetes; Sordariales; Sordariaceae
Exons: 7
Coding region: 1-3633 (1210 amino acids)
Molecular function (GO): ATP-dependent chromatin remodeler activity; ATP binding
Source: RefSeq, a predicted model, not a curated record